This is a messenger RNA of Pelmatolapia mariae (spotted tilapia), 3224 nucleotides long. RefSeq names its product nuclear factor 7, ovary-like. The record is from RefSeq and is a predicted model, not a curated record. The coding region runs from base 1208 to 2596 and encodes 462 amino acids. Gene Ontology annotation, molecular function: zinc ion binding; ubiquitin protein ligase activity; protein binding. The transcript is spliced from 7 exons. Gene Ontology annotation, biological process: protein ubiquitination. Gene Ontology annotation, cellular component: cytoplasm. Lineage: Eukaryota; Metazoa; Chordata; Actinopteri; Cichliformes; Cichlidae.
AAAAUAUCCGUGUUACAGGAAUCUGUUUUCUUCACGCCUGACUCAGCGGAGGAUUUACGAUCGAGCCAUGUGUAAUGUAACUACUCGGCACCGCAAUGGAGGGGCUCAGCCGGGCUCCGCUUGCUGAUCACACUUUGGUGUGGCAGCUGUGGAGAUGGCGGCGACAAGAGCAGCCGGAUUAACGGGAAUCAUGGCGGAGAGGAGCCAGGACCAGCAGACCAUAAACCUGGAGACCAGCGACGGAGGGCAGCCCUCCGAAGCUCCCGACGAGCUCCAGGGAGAGGCCAGCUAGCCUUCGAAGGAUUUGCACCAGAGAGAAACUGCACAGCUGCGAUGAAUGUGGAUCACUAUCUACUCAAUCAGGCUCCUUGAGUCGCCAUCAGCAAAUCCAUAUGGAAGAAAGGUCGUCCACCCAGGGAGACAGGCAGUACAUCUGAAACCAGUACCAGCAGGUGAUUGUGAAGGUGGUAGAAGGGUCGGAGUCUGCCAUCUUGCCCUGCAGAACGACAGCUUACCUCUCACAGGAUGCCACGGUUGAGUGGACUCGCUCUGAUGUAGACUUCAUGUUGGUCCACGUGUACUCAAAGACACGUAACACCAUCAGGGAACAGGAUGGCUUUUACAGAGUCCGAACGAUGAUGAAUGAAGACCCGCUGAGAACUGGAGACCUCAGUCUGACCCUGAAAUACCCCACAGAUGGAGACAGUGGAGGAUAUGUUUGCACCAUCUACAGGGACAAAGACAUCCUGAGACAGAAAGUAAUGCUGCAGGUCAAAGGUCGCUGCUACAAGAGCUCUGCCAGGUGGAGGUGGUUGAGGGGGUGGAGUCUUUGGUGCUGUCCUUCAAAACGACAGGAAACCUGCCUAAAGACGUUGUAGUGGUGUGGAGGUGAUGACAGAACAAAAAUAAUCCGUCUGAAAGUCAAAGGAAACGGGAAGUUCUUCGUCCUCAGUAAAGAGAGACGCACAGACGAUCAGACUGAGUUCAGACCAAACUAGCAGCUUCCUCUGAGUGAGUCCAGCUACAGGAGAGAAAAGUGGAAAACUCCAACACUGCUGCUUCAAGCUGCUGACGCUCCACACACUGAAUGUGAGUUUGAGCAAAAACACGACUCAAAGGAAGUUUCAGUGAAGGUCGUAGAGGAGGGAGGGGAGCCAGGACUGACUGUACUUCCUGUCUGCUGUUUUCAGCUUCACUCACAGACUCAAUGGCUUCCAGAUCAGAGGAGGAUCUCUGCUGUCCGGUCUGUCAGGAGGUCUUCAGAGAUCCUGUUCUUCUGUCAUGUAGCCACAGCUUCUGUAAAGACUGUCUGAAGAGAUGGUGGAGAGAGAGACCAACACACGAGUGUCCAGUUUGUAAGAGAAGAUCUUCAAAGGAGUAUCCACCUGUGAACCUGGCUUUAAAGAACCUGUGUGUGUCAUUCUUACUGGAGAGAGAUCAGAGAGCUUCAGAGACUCUCUGCAGUCUGCACUCUGAGAAACUCAAACUCUUCUGUCUGGACCAUCAGCAGCCAGUGUGUGUCGUCUGCAGAGACUCAGAAAAUCACACCAAUCACAGAUUCAGACCCAUCGAUGAAGCUGCACAACAACACAAGAAGGAACUUCAGGAAACUCUGGAGCCCUUAAAGAAGAAGUUAAAGGUUUGUGAAGAAGUUCAAGUGAAGUUUGAUCAAACAGCAGAACACAUUAAGGUCCAGGCCCGACACACAGAGAGACAGAUUAAGGAGCAGUUUAAGAAGCUUCACCAGUUUCUAGCAGAGGAAGAGGAGGCCAGGCUGGCUGCACUGAGGGAGGAAGAGGAGCAGAAGAGUGGGAUGAUGAAGGAGAAGAUGGAGGCUCUGAGCAGAGAGAUAGCAGCUCUUUCAGACACAGUCAGAGCCACAGAGGAGGAGCUGAGAGCUGAAGACGUCUCAUUCCUGCACAACUACAAGGCUGCAGUGGAAAGAGUCCAGCGCUGCCCCCUGCUGGAUGAUCCACAGCUGCCCUCAGGAGCUCUGAUAGACCAGGCCAAACACCUGGGCAACCUGACCUUCAACAUCUGGAACAACAUGAAGGACAUGGUCUCCUACACUCCUCUCAUUCUGGACCCAAACACUGCUCAUCCAAACCUCAUCCUGUCUGAAGAUCUGACCAGUGUGAGAGGAGAAGAGAGGCAGCAGCUUCCUGAUAAUCCAGAGAGGAUUGAUGGAUUAUGCUACUCUGUCCUGGGCUCUGAGGGCUUUAACUCAGGGACUCACAGCUGGGAUGUUGAUGUUGGAGACAGAACAUGGUGGGACCUGGGUGUGUUAGCAGAGUCUGAGCAGAGGAAAGGAGUCAUACGGUCUGGAAUAUGGACUAUAUGGUUUGAUGGAAGUAAAUACUCAGCAUACUCACCAUCAGCUCUCACUGCUCUCUCAGUAGAGAAGAAGCUCCAGAGGAUCAGAGUGAAUCUGGACUGGAACAAAGGAAAGCUGUCGUUCUCUGAUCCUGAUACUAACACACACAUACACACCUUCACACACACUUUCACUCACAGGAUGUUUCCAUACAUUAGCACCGAUGGUAAAGUGAAGGUGUGUCCGUUGAAGGUGUCAGUGUCAGUGGAGCAGAUGAGUUGAGGAUGAUGAUGUUUCUAAUGUUGUUUCCUGUCAGUGAAUUGAAGCUGUUAAACUGCAGCUGUCCUCCUGCUGCCUCGUUGUUCCAAAGCUCUUUGUUUCUCUUUUAGUUCUCACUGUUUCUUUCUGUUUCUGCUGUCCACCUUUUCACAUGGAAAAUCAUUUCACUGUUUCUCACUGAAUGACUCCCCAAACUAGAUUUGAAAUUCUAUCAAGUUUCUAAUCAUUACAAGUGAUUCAUGUUUCUAUUUGAUGUGUGUAAAUGGAGAUGAUUUAGUUUGCUGGGAUAUGGACUGACAUGUGUUGAAUGGGAGGAGCAGUUUGUUGUUGUCUUCUUGUCUGUUUAUGACAACAAUAAAUAUAUUGUUGAAACAAUGAUUCAUGUUUAACUCCAUAUAUGAAAUGUUUCUGAUCUUUGAAUUCUGUUUGAUUAAAGACUUUCUUCAUGACACAAAUGAGAUUUCAGUGUAUUAAUAGAACUAAAUAAGCUCAGAGUUGAAAGGCUGGAGUAUUAUGUACGUGCUUCACUGUCAGUAUCUUCAGGGGGAUUCAAAGGGAAACAUCAAACUGCUGUAAUGAGAUAAACUAGUUGGGCUGAACACACUUAUCUGUAGUUUGUCUCCAUCCAGGA